This is a messenger RNA of Vollenhovia emeryi, 2043 nucleotides long. It is a transcript of the gene Rnf146, whose product is annotated as E3 ubiquitin-protein ligase RNF146. Lineage: Eukaryota; Metazoa; Arthropoda; Insecta; Hymenoptera; Formicidae. Gene Ontology annotation, biological process: Wnt signaling pathway; ubiquitin-dependent protein catabolic process. Gene Ontology annotation, molecular function: zinc ion binding; poly-ADP-D-ribose binding; ubiquitin protein ligase activity. The record is from RefSeq and is a predicted model, not a curated record. Gene Ontology annotation, cellular component: cytoplasm; nucleus. The coding region runs from base 168 to 1049 and encodes 293 amino acids. The transcript has 4 exons.
GAGGUUGAGAGCCCCGGGACACGUCAUAAACAAGCAACAUGGCCGACCGUCGCGAGUAUUGACGAGACGCGUGCUGCUGUUUACAAACUGUCGACGGCCAAGGGCCGCGUCGAUGAGACUCUGACCUCGCCUGAUCAGUCAGUAGCCACGCGUGAAUCCGUCCUGCCAUGGCGCAAGCGAAGCUCGACGUGCCCGAGAAGUCCGGCGGCGGCGGCGGCGGCGGCAUUAAGGAGAAGGACAAGGACUCUGAGGAGAAGGAAGGUUCCACCGUCGUCCCGGAGUGCGCGGUGUGCCUGCAGCCCUGCAUUCAUCCGGCGCGACUACCCUGCAGCCACAUAUACUGCUAUCUCUGCGUGAAGGGUGUCGCCAAUCAGAGCAAACGGUGCCCGAUGUGCCGCCAAGAGAUCCCGCCGGACUUCCUCGAGCGGCCCCAGCUGGUGGAGGUGGAGGAGCCGCAGAAGGAGUCGGAGCAUCCCGAGGAGGAGUACCAGUGGUUUUACGAGGGUCGAAAUGGUUGGUGGCAGUACGAUCAGCGUACAAGUAUCGAAUUAGAAACGGCGUAUAAGCAGGGCAAAAGGACUUGCGAGUUGCUGAUCGCCGGAUUCCUUUACAUCGCCGAUUUCGGCUCGAUGCUUCAGUUGCGUAGAAAUGAUCCCUCCAGGCGAAGGAGGAUCAAAAGAGACCUAUAUAACGUUCCCAGAAAAGGAGUUGCCGGUUUACGGCUCAACGUGCAGGACGAAGAGAUCGUGAGGGAGAUCAGGGGCGCCGAGCGGCCGGCUAGCCCUGCGAGCGAUAGCAUGGGUACAGGAGACGGCACAAAUACCCCCAUACCGCCUAGCAAUACGCCGCAGACACCCGCAGGUGGGACAGCGAGCGGCGACGCUACGCCACUAAACGAUAGAAUAGAUCAGAGGUCGGAUUCCUUGCAUCAGGUCCUCGAACAGAUGCGUUCUCUAGUCUUAAGAGAGCACCUGUCCUUAAACAGCGAUAACGAGUUCGAAGAGGAUACGGAUGACGCGUCGAUUUCGGAUCAUCCCGCUCUUUCGUAGCUACAGAUAUCGAAUCCGUAUUCAACAGUGAUCGCGGUAAUCUUAUUUCGGAAUCUCCCGUUCUUUUCCAGACUCUUCGUGUUGUUAUUCAGCUCAAUAAGAUAGUAUUCUAUACAAAUACACGUCGCGUUUGCUAGAAGUGUCAUCGGUGUGUAAACUUUAGCGAUCUAGCAAACUACAAUACAUUGCUCAACUACGACAUACGGAAAUUGAUAUACGAUUAAGUAUCCUGAGUUAAGUAGCUACCUUUAUUCAGUAAGUACUUUUCUCCUAAUUUAAAAAACUGUUUAAUGUCUUGUAAUCGAAAGCAUUGUCGACUUAGUGGUCGUUGAAGCGAGGGUGUGCGAAAGGCAGAUUUAUUAAUUUACAAAAUAACUACUUGUUGAUGAAUAAUGUACUUAAAAGUCUAACUUUGAGAAUUACUGUGUCGUAUAGCAGUAAUAUAAAGCUGCUGUGACGACAAUUAGUCGUAUAAAUUAAGAUAAAUAUACUAUAUAGCUAUUCUAAAAUAUAUUAAAGUUUCUAAUAAAAAUGUGUUCAUGCCUUAGAAAGGCGCGUAAAAAGAGAAAUAUAUAACGAAAAAAAGAUAACAUUAAUUUAUUAAGAAAACCGAGUGCAAUACUCGCUAAUCGAUAAUCGCGAGUUUUCAAGAAAAUCUGUAAUCUCUUCGAUGUUUAGAAAUAUCGAAUUAUCUUCUUCUCUUGUAUUGCACAUAGAAAUAAAAGAUGCAUUUUCCUCAUCGAUGUUGUGGCUUAUUCCUCGAGUAAAACAAACUUAAAGAAAAAAAAUCUCUAAGAAUAUUCUAAUACAUAUGUGUAUGUGUGUAUAAAUGGAUUAGUAUGUGUAAGGAUACUUAAAAGUAAUUCGUGCGCAAUGAAUAUCAACGAAUUACGACAAUUGCAGAAUGUUACGAUAUUGUUAAUUAUAAUUGAAACGUCACAAUGGUGAAGGAAAAGUCGAAUCCACCGUUCGAAAUAAAGUCUGCUUUUUAUUA